Messenger RNA from Lithohypha guttulata, 765 nucleotides. RefSeq lists its product as uncharacterized. NCBI's taxonomy places the organism in Eukaryota, Fungi, Ascomycota, Eurotiomycetes, Chaetothyriales, Trichomeriaceae. The transcript has 2 exons. The record is from RefSeq and is a predicted model, not a curated record. The coding region runs from base 1 to 765 and encodes 254 amino acids.
AUGGCAGUGAUAUGGGGUCUUAACCUACACGACAUACAAUGGUACAAAUUCAAGAGCAGUUACAUGUUUGGCAAUACGGAUUUCCACAUGCGCAGAACCAAAUUCAUCAUAUAUCAGUGUGCCAUGAUUUUCCUGAUCGUUAGCGAAUCUCUAGGCACGAGUGUUUUGUCAGAUUAUGUUGACCAGCAAAACGCAUUGGAAAGGCAGUUUCCCAACAUCGAUGUAUGGAACAACGAUUAUGUCGGCAUAGCAUCCUACAACAUAUUCGUCGGAGUCUUUGCUGCGAUCGUGUUCGGUGCGGCUUUCUUCUUCGACUUGUUCUUUCCCGAUCGAUACGAGCCUCGCUGGGUGCAGAAUAUGUGGGUCGGUGGUGCUGUCUUCUCGAGCGUUGCUGGACUGGGGGAUGCUUUGGCAUAUACUGUGAUAUUAGCCUUGCACGGUGAGAAGAUUGGGAAUAUCGACCUUGACGAUCCUACACUGAGAGUGCUCUUGGCCCAGGAGAGCGGUAAGACUCCGAUGCUUUACAAAAACAGUGGUCGUGCUGUGGCUUCCGUUGCCUUUCUCUGGGUUGGUUGGGCAUGUACCAUCGCUUCCACGGUUGUGAUGAUUAUGUUCUAUCGUUACUACCGCAAUCAUGGGACAGCUAAGUCGAAACAUGCAAGAAAUAGUACCGACUUCACUUCCAGCAAAGGCAGUAUCGAUGCGACAGAGAAGCUACAAUCGCGGCCUCCGUUAGGACCUCAAGUAUCUGGGGAGGUGGCCUAA